GAUUACAAACAGAAAAAGUCUAUCACAGGAAGACUUCAAAAGCCAAAGCACUCUGUGAUUCCAUGAUUCUAUGAAAUGCAAGUGACCUCUCUCAGCUGGAUCCCCCUCAGGUGCCUGCUGGUUCUUCCCAAGAAAGCCACAAGCUUGGAAAAAAAGACCGUCACUUUAAGAGUGCUGUGUCAACUCUUUCCCAAUCUGUUCCCUUUAUCCAUCUGGCCCUUCACGAUGCCAGUUUCCUCCUCCUCAUGCCAAGUUUUGUUCAUUUGUAGCAAGCAGAUGUGUCAUUUAUCAGUCUGUGGGUCUUCAGUUGCCUCCUCGGAAGCAUUUUUGCCAUUUUCCAGUCUUCCCAUCCCCUGCUGCACUCAGAGCUCGGGAGAGGCCGGGGUGUCACCCAGCAAACAUGACAUCCUCCUGGUCCCACAAUGGGGCUUGAGCCGGGUACUCCCGAGGAGAGAAGGAGCUGGAGUCACCACAGACGUUCCUGUGGGGAUGGCUUUGUCCAAAGCUGUGGAAGAAGCACCUGGGGCUGCACGCUUCCCAGCAAGUUGCUGGCAUCAGGGGGAGCAGCCAAUCUACACCUGACUCAAGCGACAUGUUGGCGAGUGUCAAACACUGAAUGCAGCCCCCACAUCCCCAGUGGUGAAUCAUCUCCCAGCACCUUCUGAAGAGCGUGCGGGAGCAGAGACCUUCUCCUCUGAGUCACCACAAACUGCUGCCCGGGGGACGCUGGGCUGUGUCCGCGCUGCCCAGGGUGAAAUGGGAAGGGAAAGUUCACCAGGGCCACGUGGCCAGAGCACUCCUGGCCCCAGGGAAGGUCCCAUGUCCUGUUCCCGGUCCAACAGGGCUCCCGUCUCCAGCUGUGGGUGAGCACAAGGAGCGCCCAGGGGAGCUGGAGCAGCUCCUCACGCCUGGAGGACAGGUUGAGGAUGCACACGGCUCUCCGCAGGGCUGGCAGGAGCCCGGAAGAUGUUGCCUGGCUUUUUCUUCCUGGUGCAUGCUCCAACCUGCUGGGAAGUGUUUACCCAGGCGAGCAGCUAUCGCUGCCUUCGGGAGAGGAAGGGCCGGGCUGUGAGCUCCAGCCUGGAGACGACAGAGAUGAGCUCCUGGGCACUCCAGAGAUGGAGAAGAGGGUGGGAGCAGAGCUCCCAGUGCAGAGGUCCACACCUAGGUCCUUGCAGAAGGCCUCCUGUCUUCCAUAUUCCUGUGGUCCACAGAAUCAUGGAAUGGGUUGGAAGGGACCUUUUCAGGUCACCCGGUCCAACCCCUCUGCAGAAGCCGGGACAUCUUUAACCAGGAGUGAGCCAAAAUUCACUUCUGUGCAGCCGUGGGUUGUUCUCCUCCUGACUGUGCGCCGCAGCUCCACUGCCAUCUUUCCCUCCUUCCCGGGGGCUCCACAGGCUGCGAGGGCUGCGCAUCCCCCUGAGGACUUCCCAGCAGGGCUGCAGGAGAGAGCAGCCACCGUGUGGAGUCUGGCGCGCGAGCGGUGCAGCGGGUGCUCCCCGCUCCCCUGCCAUCUGCCAGGCCCGCGCCCCGGCCCCUACCCCAUGCGGCACCAUCUGUCACCGCCACUGCAGCGGCAUCGCGGCCACCGCUGCGGCAUGGCGGCCAGGCUCCGCAGCGCGGGCAUUGGCCCCGGCUGCCACCGGGCAUCAGACGGGAGCGGUGGGAACAGUUGGGGACCGGAGCAGCACCAGCUGCAGCGUCAGACGCAGGUGGAGCUCAGCUUUGGCGCUGCCACUGCAGAAAUCUGUCGCUGCCUCUUCCAACCACAAACUGCGGGGAAGGGACGGAUGCCGCUUGCGGCUCGUCAUGACUACAGAACAAAUAUGAGCAGCCUGUGCCUGUGCUGAGCCACACCGGGGGCGAAGAGCUCGUCUGGUGUCUUUCAAAGCUCCCCAAGCACAGCCUCCCGCCUCAGCUCUGUUCUCCUCGCCCUGCUGCCCCGUGCGGCUCUCCGGGCAGUUUGGCCCAGAGAAACCGAUGUCCGUGGAAAGCUCAAAGCUGAGGGCUCGGGUGGGUCCGGGGAUCUUCUUCUUGAUGCCCUCCAGGUUCAGGUGAGAAGGGGACGCCCCACGGGGCGCAGAUCAGAGCUUGGAGCCACACUGGUCCGGGUGCCCACCUGCCAAAAGGCCACAGAGUUUGGAAGAGAAGCAGGAGCUGGUGGGGUCCCGGUGGGCCAGGCUGCUGCACCCCCAAGGUGGGGGCGGCGGGGGGUGGGACAGGACAGGAUGCAUCCCUCCACAACAAGCUAGAUCCCUCGGUCGGCUCUCAGGAGACACCGAGCACGUGUUUUCCAGGCCUGAGGAAUUAACAAGAGCCAUCUCCAACAGAUGCUGCUGCACAGCCUCUGCGGUUACUGGAGAGGGUGGGAGCGCUCUCAAUGUCAUGUGCCCACAUCCCGCUUCCUUCCAAGCGCCGGGCAGACAGAUUUAUUGAGAACCUCUGUCUUUUCUGCAUUUUAAUAGCGAUCUCAUCAUCUCCAUCUGCUGCAAGACCUCAAACGCUGCCUUGGAUUCACGCGACUCCUGGCAGAGCCUUGUCCUGAUGCCUUUCGUGCUUUGAGAUCUCCAGUCUUGGCUUCUGGGUGCCAGGGAUGUUCUCUCCUUUGGGAAGAAGCCCCUUUGGUGUCUGGUUGGACCUGAGAGAGUGAGAUUGGACAGAGAGGGCUUUUCCACCCUCAAUGAUUCCAUGGUUCCAUGAUUGUCCCGCCGCACCUGCUCCCAGCACCGGGCGAUGCUCUGGGGCAGCAGCCAGGCCCGGGGUCUCCAGGCUCCAGUGGGUCUGGACGGGGCACCGAUUGUUCCCCGGAGCCGGGAUGGGAUGUGGAGCUGCUGGGACGGCACUGGGAACCGGGAACCAGCAACUGCCGGGGUGCGGGCCAGCGGCUCCGGUGGAGGCGGAGCGGGGAGCCGGGGCAGCGGCUCCGGUGCAGGCGGAGCGGGGAACCGGGGCAGCGGCUCCGGUGGAGGCGGAGCGGGGA
Cuculus canorus (common cuckoo) is the source of this 2980-nucleotide messenger RNA. RefSeq lists its product as uncharacterized. NCBI's taxonomy places the organism in Eukaryota, Metazoa, Chordata, Aves, Cuculiformes, Cuculidae. The record is from RefSeq and is a predicted model, not a curated record. The transcript is spliced from 2 exons. The coding region runs from base 927 to 1850 and encodes 307 amino acids.